This is a messenger RNA of Podospora anserina S mat+, 531 nucleotides long. RefSeq lists its product as uncharacterized. NCBI's taxonomy places the organism in Eukaryota, Fungi, Ascomycota, Sordariomycetes, Sordariales, Podosporaceae. The record is from RefSeq and is a predicted model, not a curated record. The transcript has 2 exons. Bases 1 to 531 code for a protein of 176 amino acids.
AUGAAGCUCACCACCCUCACCCUCGUCUCAACCCUCACCACUCUCUCCAUCGCCACCCCCGUCCUCCACUGGCCCCGCCAAGUCAACGACACCACCCUCCCCAUCACCAAUGGAACUGCCCUUACUGCUCCCACCACCGAAGCCGCAGUCGAUGCCGAACCCGUUGACGCCACCACCGACCUCACCAUGGCCACCAACACAAACAUAAUGUCCAGCCUCAUGGCCAUCAAGCUCCUAGACGCUGUCCUCGGCGUGGCGCUCGGUGAAGUUUUGGUUCUCAAUUUGGGCGCCUACGUCCAGCGGUUCAACGCAAUGAUGAACGCUGGGAUGGGGAUGGUGGGGCAGGCUGGGGUUGUUGAGGAGGAGGGGAAGGGGGUUGUUGAACCUAUGAAGCCGGAGGCUGUGAUGGGGGAGAUUGUUGAUGAGGUUGAGGCUGCUGUUGAGGAUGUUGAGGUUGAGGCUGCCGAACCUGUGGUUGGGAACGAGGAAGGUGUUGAGGCUGGGGCUGAGGCUAUGAUGAUGGGGGCUUAG